AUGCAGACCCGCUACCGUGUCGCUCGCUGGGGCAAGAAAAAGAAGCCUUCGAAGUAUGCUUCAUUGACCACCACAUCGAGAUUCCUUGGUGAUGGCAACGGCACCUCGUCGAUCCCGAGUGCAAAUCUAACUCCGAGGCCCAAGCGCUGGCCAACUACUUGGAACAGCAUCGACGACACUAGCUAUGGUCCCGCCAUGUGGAACAACAAUAGCGUUACGCAGGUCUUUUCCCAAUUUAAACCGGGCGACACAACGAUAAUCUGCUAG
Molecule: messenger RNA, 267 nt
Organism: Penicillium crustosum
Lineage: Eukaryota; Fungi; Ascomycota; Eurotiomycetes; Eurotiales; Aspergillaceae
Exons: 2
Coding region: 1-267 (88 amino acids)
Source: RefSeq, a predicted model, not a curated record